Molecule: messenger RNA, 4419 nt
Organism: Prunus mume (Japanese apricot)
Lineage: Eukaryota; Viridiplantae; Streptophyta; Magnoliopsida; Rosales; Rosaceae
Gene: TTA2
Product: fibronectin type III domain protein (DUF1423)
Biological process (GO): root meristem specification; maintenance of shoot apical meristem identity; regulation of gene expression
Cellular component (GO): nucleus
Source: RefSeq, a predicted model, not a curated record
GCAUUCAAACAAAAGUACACCUCCCCCCUUGCGCUGCCAACAAAACGACUCACACUUGAAUGCGUUUCCACGCACUUUGCGUAUCCAACUCUCUCUCUCUCUCUCUCUCUCUCUCUUCAGUAGUUAAAACUGCGUUGACUCGAACAUUACCAAACUUUGAAUCCAACACACCGAAACUGAAACACCAACACCACCACCACCAUUUUCCCAAUUUUACCCCUCCCUUCUUUCCCUUACCUUCCUCCACCGGUCUCUCUGCAACACCCUAGCUCACUUUCGAACAGCUCCCGUGGCAAUACCCGUAAAUUCGACAUGUCCUCGGGGCAAAAUUCCACGCCCCUUUAGCUCAUGUAACAUAUUCUAGCUCUUUAUUUAUUUUUUUUCUAGAUUUGUUUUUCUGUUUCUUUAAUUUGGGGGAGAAAUGAAGAGACUGAGAUCCAGCGACGAUCUCGAUUCGUAUGGAAAGGAUCCGAAUCCGAACCCCAACCCGAACCCCAGCCGGACCUCCUCUUCUACCUCGCACAGAAGCUUCUACUACAAACCAGACACUGUACGCAAGGGUUUGCUCUCUUCCUCCUCGUCGGCGUCUUCUCUGGGGCCGGUUCGCUCCUACGAUGAUCGGGACUCGGCCGGCGCCGGCGGCGGGUCCAGGACCGCCCGGAAGAGGCCGGAGCAAGAGUUUGACGGGUUCGACCGGAGAAAAGGGCUCGAUCGGUAUAAUAGAGAUGGCGGAGGGUACGAUCGUAGCUCGAUGCACAGGUCGGAGAGCUUCUCCGUGUCCAGGCGGUCGCCGGCGGAGUUUCCGAAAGGGUUUCGAUCGGAGCGGGACCGGCCGAGGCGCGAAGGAAGCGGAGCGUUGUCGUGGCGGAGGUUUGGGAAGGAGUUUGAGGAGAGAGGAGGGAAGGGGUUGAGGGAUGUGAGGUCGCCGACGUGGUCGAAUUCGAGAGAUUCGGGGAGCGAACAGUCUAGGGUUAGGUCUCCGGUGAGGAGAUUUAGGGAUGGAAAGGGGUCGAAAUCGGAGUCGAAGUCGAAGUCACCGACUUGGUCCAAGGAUUCGGUGGGGAGUGAGCAGUCGAAGAGUGUUGAGGUGAGGAAGAGAGAGACGGAGGAGGUUCAGGUUGAGAGUGGGAGUAGGGCUAGUAGUGAAAUGGAGGAAGGUGAGCUUGAGCCUGAAGCUGAAGCUCAAGCUGGAGCUGGAGCUGAAGGAGGUGAAGGUGAAGGUGAAGGUGAAGCCCAAUUGGGUCCUGAAGGUGGAGCUGAAAUGGAAGAAGCCCAGGAUCGAACUGGGUCCGAUACGGAUACCAAUAAGGUUGAGGAGAAAGGUGAGCCUUUCGAUGAAGACGAGGUGAGGGAGGAGAAAGGUGAGUCUUUGGAUGAGGAAGAGAAUAGGGAGGAUAAAGGCGAGUCUUUGGAUGAAGAAGAGGCGAAAGAUGUGAGUAAAGAGAAUGUGUGUGAAAGGAAAGAUGAGGAAAAGAAAGAUGAGGGGUUACCAAAUAGUGAGAACGAUAUGAUUGAUGAAGCUCGGAAUAUGGAAGGUCAUGAAGAUAGGGAUGGUGAAAAAGAGAGUUUCAGGGAAGGUAAUGAGUGCAAGGAGGAAGUGAGCAAGGGCGUGGUUGUGGAGAGGUCGAUGGAAUUGGAAGAGGGACCAAAGCAAGACAAGGGAAUAGACCUUGAAGUGAAGGCUGAGGAUGAUGAUGAUGAUGAUGAUGAAAUCACCGAGUCGGAUAAGGAAGUAACAGAGGAGGAGGAGGAGGAGGAGAAUGAAGUGGUUAAGCUGGAUAUGGUCGAUGCGAGUGUGGGUCUGAGUCAGAAUUUUAAGGACAAAGGGAAAAGCGUGGCUGUGGCACCGGCCCAUGUGGUGGAUUCAGCAGAAGAUGGUGGGUGGAAUGCCAGAGAAUCCAGAGAACUCCUAACUUGCAUGGACAAUGAUAUGGAAGGACCAAGCACUAGGGGUUUCGAGUUAUUUUCAACCUCUCCUGUUAGGAGACGGGAGAAAGCUGAUCACUCUGGUGUUAGUAUGAAGGAUGAGAAGCUGGCACUUGAGCCACUUGAUCUUUCGCUUAGCUUGCCUAAUGUUUUAUUACCUAUUGGGGCAGCUCCUGGUUCUCCUGAUCAAGCAAGGAGUGUUCAGUCUUUAAGCACUUUUCGGACUAACUCGGAUGGAUUUACUCAGUCAGUGUCUUUUUCAGGUUCUCAGUCAUUUUAUCACAACCCUAGUUGUUCGCUAACCCAGAACUCGAUGGACUUUGAACAAUCGGUUAAAAGUCGCCCCCUUUUUCAGGGGAUUGAUUGGCAGGCACUGGCUCAGAAUGAGGCUAAGGGUAAAGAAGUUCCUUGGCAGGCACUGUCUCAGAAUGAGGCUAAGAGUAAAGAAGUUCCUUUGUAUCAAAGACUCUUGAUGAAUGGAAAUGGGUCUCAUCAACAACAGUCUCAAUCAUCACAAGGCGUUCAAAAUGGUCAAUCCAUCCAAGGGCAACAACAUCUUAGACAUCCUGAAGGAAGCUCUAAAAUGGCAAAUGGAUUGGAAAGGCAGCUGAGCUUCCAUAAGCAGUUGACAGGUGGACAAUCAAGGCACCAGGAAGAUGUUAGAUCACCUUCGCAUAGCGUUGGAUCUCAUGAAAUGGGAUCAAAUUAUAGUUUUGACAGGAAACGACUAAUGAGAGAGAAAAGUAGUGGUAGUUUAUAUAGAACUAGCAGCCAGAAGGAACAAGAACAGUUUCUCAUUGGUGGGGCUGAUUUUGUCGAGACAAUCAUUGCCAGGAUUGUCUCUGAUCCAAUACAUGUAAUGGCCAGAAAGUUUCAUGAAAUGACAGGACAAUCUGCAGCAUGUAUGAAGGAGACCAUUCGUGAGAUUAUGUUAAAUAUGGAUAAGCGCAUGCAACUGGUUGCAUUUCAGAAGGCACUGCAAAGCAGGUCUGACAUAACCAUGGAGACGCUACUAAAAGCCCAUCGUGCGCAACUAGAAAUCUUGGUUGCACUAAAGACUGGUCUACCAGAUUUCCUCCAGCAAGAGAGUGAUGUGUCAUCUUCUGAUUUGGCUGAGAUUUUUCUGAACUCAAGAUGCAGAAAUCCUUCUUGUCGGAGUCCUGUGCCCGUGGAUGAAUGUGAUUGCAAGGUUUGCUCACAAAAGAAUGGUUUUUGCAGUGCUUGUAUGUGUCUUGUGUGCUCAAAAUUUGAUAUGGCCUCAAAUACAUGUAGUUGGAUUGGGUGUGAUGUUUGUCUCCAUUGGUGCCAUGCGGAUUGUGCAUUGCGGGAAUCUUAUAUUAGAAAUGGACGCAGUGCUACUGGAUCUCAAGGGACUACUGAGAUGCAGUUCCAUUGUGUUGCCUGUGAUCAUCCCUCUGAGAUGUUUGGCUUUGUGAAGGAGGUUUUUCAGAAUUUCGCAAAGGAUUGGACAAUUGAAAAUCUUGCUAGGGAACUUGAAUAUGUCAAGAGAAUUUUUGUUGUCAGCAAGGACAUGAGAGGGAGACGACUUUAUGAAAUUGCUGAUCAAUCCCUGGCAAGAUUGGCACAUAAGUCUGACCUUCCAGAUGUUUACAGUUAUAUCAUGGCUUUCCUUGUGGAUGCUGACAAUUCGAAGCUGGGCAAAACACCCGUUUUAUCUGGGAAGGAUCAAAGUAAAGUGAGCAAUGGGAUUGCUGGGCCAAGCCAGGAACCCGCAUGGCUGAAGUCUGUAUAUACAGAAAAGGCACCUCAGUUGGAAACUGCAGCUAGCAUUCUUCCUAGCUUUAACUAUGACCAGCAUGAUAAACGCAUUAUAGAGACGGAGUUGCACACAAUUGCCCCGAAAGAACCUCUCUUCGAUGAGUUGGAGAGCAUUGUGAGAAUCAAGCAGGCCGAGGCUAAAAUGUUCCAAACACGAGCAGAUGAUGCAAGAAGAGAAGCUGAGGGGCUGAAACGCAUAGCGAUUGCGAAGAAUGAAAAAAUUGAAGAAGAAUAUAGGAGUAGAAUAGCAAAGUUGCGUUUGGUUGAGGCCGAGGAAAUGCGUAACAAGAAACUUGAAGAACUACAGGCUCUAGAUCGAGCGCAUCGUGAGUACUCAAAUAUGAAGAUGAGGAUGGAAGCAGAUAUUAAAGAUCUUUUAUUAAAAAUGGAAGCUACAAAGAGGAACCUUUCUCUGUGAUUUGGCAGAUCAACAGGGGUUUCUAUAGAACUUUCACUGCGGCAGGUGUUUGCAACGUUAUCUCCCCAUAAUUUUAUGUUGUAAUGUAGUUUUUAUGGCUAUCUUUAGGUUUAUUUCCAAAGUAGUUUCUGUUGUAUUUCUUCUUUUUUUCCUUUUUUUUUUCACCACUAACCAGAAUCUGUACAGAGACUGCCCCAUCUCUUAAUGUUAUAAAACAGCUCCCAUUUAUGAUUCACGGAAGCAAUAUGGGGUUAACGGUGGAUCGAGUGUUGAUUUAUCAGAGGAAUUUACUUCAA